Molecule: messenger RNA, 927 nt
Organism: Alternaria atra
Lineage: Eukaryota; Fungi; Ascomycota; Dothideomycetes; Pleosporales; Pleosporaceae
Exons: 1
Coding region: 1-927 (308 amino acids)
Source: RefSeq, a predicted model, not a curated record
AUGUCGCAGUCAUUCAGCGACCCAACCACCCUUGACAAGACAUUCCACCUCGACGCCUCAACACAUACCUUCGAUAUCAAAUGGACCUCACUCGGCUCUCCAUCCUCACCACCACUCAUCUUCAUACACGGCACUCCCUGGUCCUCUCGGGUCUGGGCACCCUUCGCGUUGGCUCUAUCGCAUAGGUACCAUGUUUACCUUUUCGACAACCCCGGGUUUGGAGAUUCGCCCAUCGAGCAACCACUGCCCAAUGUCAACUUCAAACCAAAGAAGCAAGUCGAGAAAUUAGACAGCAAUCUCGCCCGCCAAACCUCAGCCUUCGCCGCCCUUUUUACUUACUGGCAGGCGACCGAGGAAUGGAAGACAGAUCCACACGUCAUCGCCCAUGACCACGGGGGGUUGAUGAGUCUUCGUGGCUACCUACUGCACGAUCGUCGGUACAAGAGCCUCUGUCUUAUAGACGUUGUCGCUAUCGGUCCUUUUGGCCAGCCCUUGUUCAAAAGCGUCGCGGAGAACCCUGAGGCUUUCGAAAAUUUGCCCAACAUGGCAUUCGAAGGUAUCCUCGAAUCUUAUAUCCGCAACGCCGCGCACACUGAGCUGGAUGGUGAGACGAUGAGGAUGCUCAAAGAACCAUGGCUGACGGAAGGUGGCAAGAGAGGCUUUGUUCGGCAACUAUGCCAAGCUGCUUACCGGAGUACGGAGGAAGUUGAGGGACGGUAUGCAGAGGUGGGGAAGAAUCUGCUUGUGAAAGUCAUUUGGGGAAAACAGGACAACUGGAUCCCUGUGAAAGAUGCACAUAGGCUUGGAGAGGCGCUGGGUGCGAAGGAGAUAGUGGAGGUUGAGGGGGCUGGGCAUCUAAUCAUGUACGAUCAGCCUGGGCAGUUGGGAGUUGAGCUGGGUAUGUGGUUAACUUCGGCCGAUACAUGA